This is a messenger RNA of Dalotia coriaria, 497 nucleotides long. Its product is annotated as U6 snRNA-associated Sm-like protein LSm8. The coding region runs from base 118 to 408 and encodes 96 amino acids. The transcript is spliced from 4 exons. Gene Ontology annotation, molecular function: RNA binding. Gene Ontology annotation, biological process: mRNA splicing, via spliceosome. Lineage: Eukaryota; Metazoa; Arthropoda; Insecta; Coleoptera; Staphylinidae. The record is from RefSeq and is a predicted model, not a curated record. Gene Ontology annotation, cellular component: U6 snRNP; precatalytic spliceosome; U4/U6 x U5 tri-snRNP complex.
ACUUGUUUUAAUUUAUAUUUUCAUAGCAAGCCGCGUGAAUGUUAACCUUACUAUUCAACGAAUAUUUACGUUUAGUAGGAUAGUUUUCCACUGGGAAUUAAUUGUUAUUUAGUAACAAUGACAAGCAGUUUGGACCAAUUCGUCAACCAUACAGUUUCCAUCAUCACAUCUGAUGGCAGAAAUUUUAUUGGAACUCUGAAAGGUUUUGACCAGACAAUCAACAUCAUCAUUGAUGAAUCUCAUGAAAGAGUCUAUUCCUCAGCCACUGGUGUGGAGCAAGUCAUGCUUGGUCUGCACAUUAUCCGCGGUGACAAUGUUGCAAUUGUGGGGCUGAUUGAUGAAGAUGUAGACAACAGGCUGAAUCUUGCAAGCAUAAAAGCAGAACCAUUGAAUGCCAUCACACAUUAAUUAAAUUAGAAUAAUUAAUUAUAAUUAUUGAAUAUAUGAGAAUGUAUUUUUGUUUUGUACUUUGAAUCAGGAGAAUGUGAGAAAACUGA